Eurypyga helias (sunbittern) is the source of this 2266-nucleotide messenger RNA. It is a transcript of the gene COLEC12, whose product is annotated as collectin sub-family member 12. The transcript has 8 exons. The record is from RefSeq and is a predicted model, not a curated record. The annotation marks the transcript as partial. Gene Ontology annotation, molecular function: low-density lipoprotein particle binding; pattern recognition receptor activity. Lineage: Eukaryota; Metazoa; Chordata; Aves; Eurypygiformes; Eurypygidae.
GUAUUCAGGAGGGGACGCAAUGUACCAAAUGUAAAAAUAACUGGGCACUCAAGUUUUCCAUCAUCUUAUUAUAUAUUUUAUGUGCCUUGUUAACAAUCACAGUAGCCAUUCUGGGAUACAAAGUUGUAGAAAAAAUGGACAAUGUGACCGGUGGCCUGGAAACGUCCCACAGAAGAUAUACAGAAAAGCUCACAGAGGUGGAGAGUGGUCUGAAGAAAUUAGAUGACCAAGCUGGACAAAAAGCCAUGAAUACCAACACUGAACUGUCUAGCUUCAGAUCUGACAUUCUGGCUCUUCGUCAGCAGCUUCAUGACAUUGCGGAGAAAACUACCAGAAACAAAGAUACACUGGAGAAGCUGCAAGAGUCUGGAAAUGUAUUAGAUGAUAGACAGAGCCAAAUGAGAAGUGCCUUAGAUAGUAACUCUUUCAUGAUCAUUAGUGUCAAUAAGACUCUUCAGGCAUAUACUGGCUAUAUCAACAAUCUUCAGCAAGACACGAGUAACAUUCAAACAAAUUUGCAAAACCAAGUGCAUUCUCAUAAUGUGGUCAUCAUGAACCUGAACAACUUAAACCUGACACAAAUACAGCAAAGAAAUCUUAUCAGUGUCCUGCAGAAGUCAAUGGAAGAUACAAGCUUGGCUAUUCUAAGAAUCAAAAAUGACUUUCAAAAUCUGCAGCAGGUUGUCCUUCAAGCCCGGAAGGACACUGACUGGCUUAAGGAAAAAGUACAAAAUUUACAGACUUUGGCCGCCAACAACUCGGCAUUGGCAAAGGCUAACAAUGAUACACUUGAAGACAUGAACAAUCAGCUCAGCUCCUUCAGUGGGCAAAUGGAGAAUAUCACCACAAUUGCUCAAGCCAAUGAACAAAAUCUAAAGGAUCUCCAGGAACAGCAUAAAGAAUAUGAGAACAGAACUUCUGCCAAAUUCAACCAGCUAGAAGAGAGGUUCCAGGUCUUCGAAACUGAUAUAGUCAAUAUCAUUAGCAACAUCAGCUACACUGCUCAUCAUCUACGGACACUGACCAGCAAUCUCAAUGAGGUCAGGACAACAUGUACAGACACCUUAAGUAAACAUUCAGAUGAGCUGAUUUUUAUGAACAGCACACUGGCCAAUAUUCGCUUAGACUCUGCAUCUCUCAAGACACAACAGGAUUUGAUGAGGUCAAGGUUAGAUGUUGAAGUUGCCAAUUUGUCGGUAAUCAUGGAAGAAAUGAAGCUGGUAGAUUCCAAACAUGGCCAGCUUAUCAAGAACUUCACUAUCCUACAAGGCCCUCCUGGUCCAAGGGGACCUAAAGGUGACAGAGGCCCUCAAGGUCCCCUUGGCCCCACUGGUCUGAAAGGACAAAAAGGAGAGAAAGGAGAGCCUGGACCACCAGGACCUGCGGGUGAGAAGGGCCCACCUGGGCCAGCUGGGCCACCAGGAGAAAAAGGAGGGAAAGGUUCAAGAGGAUCACCUGGCUCCAAAGGGCAGAGAGGUUCUCCUGGCAAGACGGGUCUGCCUGGACCAAGCGGAGACCCGGGGCCACCAGGUCCACAAGGCAAAGACGGUCCACCUGGGCCACAGGGCCCACCAGGAUUUCAAGGCCUGCAAGGAACUGUGGGAGAGCCAGGAGUACCGGGACCUCGAGGACUACCUGGGCUACCUGGAGUCCCUGGGAUGCCUGGUCCAAAGGGCCCACCUGGCCCACCAGGGCCGCCAGGUCCAAGUGAACCUACAUCAGUGCCCGAGGCUAACGGUUGUUCUCCUCAUUGGAAGAAUUAUACAGAAAAGUGCUACUACUUUUCAAUUGAAAGAGAAAUUUUUGAAGAGGCAAAGUUAUUCUGUGAAGAGAAGGCAUCACGCUUGGUUAUCAUAAACAACAAAGAGGAACAGCAAUGGAUAAAAAGGCAGAUUUUGGGGAAAGGCAGCUUCUGGAUUGGACUCACAGAUUCAGAGAAAGAAAAUGAAUGGAGAUGGCUGGAUGGAUCCUUACCAACUUACACAAACUGGAAAACCGGGCAACCUGAUAACUGGAGCCACGGGCACGGGCCAGGGGAAGAUUGCGCUGGGUUGAUCUAUGCUGGGCUCUGGAAUGACUUCUACUGUGAAGAUGUUAACAAUUUCAUUUGUGAAAAAGACAUGGACAAAGGGCAAAUAUUUGGAGUGUAAUAGGCUGUGACUUUACAGAUACCUACAGAUUAUGGCAAUUUACUUAAAGAAGAAGAAAAUCGUGGGAGAGAGCAACAUUGCCUACCAAAAAUGAAAAAAAAAUAAAUAAAAGCAAA